Messenger RNA from Hippocampus zosterae (dwarf seahorse), 2314 nucleotides. Its product is annotated as mitochondrial carrier homolog 1-like. Gene Ontology annotation, biological process: positive regulation of apoptotic process. Lineage: Eukaryota; Metazoa; Chordata; Actinopteri; Syngnathiformes; Syngnathidae. The transcript has 12 exons. Gene Ontology annotation, cellular component: membrane; mitochondrion. The coding region runs from base 338 to 1267 and encodes 309 amino acids. The record is from RefSeq and is a predicted model, not a curated record.
GGAAUGGUUUGAAUAAGGGAGAAAAUGUGCAAGGAGUAGAAGGGUGAAAGUUGGCUGAAUGUAAUAUUACUACUACUACUACUAAUAAUGAUAACUUUCUGUGUUCGGUCAACACAAUAAAUACGGUGGUUUCGGGAGCGCGGAACGGUGUUCGGGGGUACCCCGCCUAGUGACGGAAGACAGCUGGGAUGGGCUCCAGCACGCCCGCGAUCCUCAUAAUCUUGGAUCACGAUGCAAGGAUAUUGUUCACCGAAUUCUUUUUGAACAGUCAAAGCGGAAGUGAUUACCAGAACGUAUCUACUUCCGUCCACUCCCGUGCCGGGCAAGCGAACUAACGAUGCUUCGGCAAGGGAGCAUUUCCACGCAGACAAGCGAUGUGGAGGAGGACGCCACCCCGACUCGCGUGGAUAUGGAUGCCGCAGUUCUUCUGCUGGGAGCUGGGAUGACGGCCGCCACACAUCCGCUGCUUUAUGUGAAGCUGCUCAUACAGGUGGGACACGAACCUCUUCCACCAACUGUAGGCACAACUAUGUUUGGAAGGAGAGUUUUAUAUCUCCCUGGAUUCUUCUCCUAUGCACAGCACAUUGUUAAGGUUGAUGGAAAGAGGGGACUCUUUCGAGGCCUGUCACCUCGUAUUGCGUCUGUUGUCAUCUCCACUGUAAUCAGGACCAAAGCUAAAAAGACGGAGCGUGUAUCCAAGAAGGACGACAACAAGCAAACCCCUCUUAGGAAAUUAAUGAAAGAGACCUCUCACGAGAUGUUCAUCCAGUGCCUGUCCAGAAUAGCCGUGCAUCCGUUUCACGUCAUGUCAGUGCGUUGUAUGGCCCAGUUUGUUGGCAGAGAGGUCAAGUACAGUGGAAUUCUCAGUAGUAUCAGCAGGAUCUUUCAAGAAGAAGGAGUCGCCGGAUUCUACGUUGGUUUAAUGCCUCACGUGCUGGGCGAGGUCCUCUUCUUGUGGUGUUGCAAUCUGCUAGUGCACUUUAUUAACACCUACGCUCUCGAUGACACGUUAAGCCAGACCACAGCAGUGAGAGGUUACACAAAGUUUGUGUUGGAUUUUGCAGUGAGCAUCCUAACGUAUCCGUUUAUGCUGGUGGCUGACGUUAUGGCCGUCAACAACUGCGGUUUGACUGCAGGUCUUCCUCCGCACUCGCCCAUCUUCACGUCCUGGCUGCACUGCUGGAAUUACCUCAGCCGCAGGGGUCUCUUGUUCAGAGGAUCCAGCUACUUCUCUCGCCGCGCGCCCGUCACCUCGAUCCACGACUGACGUCAUCAUCAUCGUCAUCACCACCACAAUGAAGUGGACCGUAGUGAUUCUAACUACUCAAGUGACAUUCAAAACAUUUACUGGUUGUACAUCAACAGAAUGAGGAAAUGUCGCAAAGAAUAGAACAGGAUGGCACCAUUGAAUAUGCAUCGCUGCUUUGUUUUUCCUUUUAAGGAAGGACGGACGAGUGGCUGGCACAUGAGCCUUGCAGUUCUGAGCUUGGGAGGUUGAACACGGGUCUUGUGUUUGCAUGUAGUCCACGUGCUUGUGUGGGUUUUCUCCAGGUACUCGAGCUUUCUCCCACAUUCCCAAAACAGACAUGCAUUGCAUUUCUUUUUUCAGUUUUGUCAGUUUCAACCAGUUUGUUAAGACAAGCAUCCAAUGAGCCCAUCCAAUUCCAAUUGGAUGGAAUGCUUAAGGCCACUCCCACCAGUCCUCGGGAAGUAGAAAGCCAUCCUAGAACCAUUAUCCAUUUCCAUAUUUUCUAUAAGAACAGGUAUGAAAUGUGAUUUAAUUUCGUGACUUUUGUACAAAAUGCUUUAUGUGGCAAACAAUAACGAAUACAAAAAUAUUUGGGAAUUGUUUGAGAAGAUGGACAAUAACCCUUGUUAGCUCAAACCAUCAAAUUGAGCCUGUUGGACUGCUGUGUAUCAUCUAAAUACACUGAUCAACAACAAAUUUUAAUCGGAGAUGGCUUUGUGUGUCCCGAAACGUAUUUUCAUGCCGAUUAAAAACAUGUCUUGACUUUCUUUACAUCAAGUUUUUGAGAUAUUUUUGUUUUUGUUUUUAGGUUUGACCCAUAGACGCUUGCGCAAUGUGGCUUACACCAUGCGUUGUAAUUGAUAGCUAUGACCCUGCAUUGAAAAAAAAUUACCUGUUGCUGAACCUAACCCUUAAAUCAUAAGUCUUAUGAAAUAUGUAUACUGUAUUCUUAUAAUGUUAUUGGAUUAUAUUUUUAUUUUUGUGUUUUGUCAUUACCAAACCUGAUUUGCUAGAGAAAAUCUAGAAAAGUUCACGUGUAUCCGUUUAAAAACCUUCGUAAAAAUA